Molecule: messenger RNA, 1443 nt
Organism: Ictidomys tridecemlineatus (thirteen-lined ground squirrel)
Lineage: Eukaryota; Metazoa; Chordata; Mammalia; Rodentia; Sciuridae
Gene: Dph5
Product: diphthamide biosynthesis 5
Biological process (GO): protein histidyl modification to diphthamide
Molecular function (GO): diphthine synthase activity
Source: RefSeq, a predicted model, not a curated record
GGCUAGUCGUAAAGUGCAGCAAAAGGCGCCUGCGUUUUGCGGCGCCGUAGGUGAGGCCGGCAGCGUGGGACCUGCUUCACCGGAAAGGCCAGCUGCAAUUAGGACUUGGUGGAGCAUAGGGGACCAGCUAGCAUUCUCUCAUCGGUCACCCAGUUCGAAAUGCUUUACCUGAUCGGCUUGGGCCUGGGAGAUGCCAAGGACAUCACAGUGAAGGGACUGGAAGUUGUAAGACGCUGCAGUCGAGUGUAUCUGGAAGCCUACACCUCAGUCCUGACUGUAGGGAAGGAAUCCCUGGAAGACUUUUAUGGAAGAAAAUUGAUUCUUGCUGAUAGAGAAGAAGUGGAACAAGAAGCAGAUAAUAUUUUAAAGGAUGCUGAUAUCAGUGAUGUUGCAUUCCUUGUGGUUGGUGAUCCAUUUGGAGCUACGACACAUAGCGAUCUCAUUCUGAGAGCAGCAAAGUUGGGCAUCCCUUAUCGUGUUAUACAUAAUGCCUCCAUCAUGAAUGCUGUAGGCUGCUGUGGUUUACAGUUAUAUAAAUUUGGCGAGACAGUUUCUAUUGUUUUUUGGACAGACACUUGGAGACCAGAAAGCUUUUUUGACAAAGUCAAAAAGAACAGACAGAAUGGCAUGCACACAUUAUGCUUACUAGACAUCAAAGUAAAGGAGCAGUCUUUGGAAAAUCUAAUCAAGGGCAGGAAGAUUUAUGAACCUCCUCGCUAUAUGCAUGUAAACCAAGCAGCCCAGCAACUUCUGGAAAUUGUUCAAAAUCAAAGAUUACGAGGAGAAGAACCAGCAAUCACAGAGGAGACACUCUGUGUUGGCUUAGCCAGGGUUGGAGCUGAAGACCAAAAAAUAGUAGCAGGCACUUUACAACAGAUGUGUACUGUGGACUUGGGAGAACCAUUGCAUUCCUUGGUUAUCACAGGAGGCAGCUUGCAUCCACUUGAGAUGGAGAUGUUAAGUCUGUUUUCCAUACCAGAAAACACCUCAGAAUCCCAAAGCAUCGAUGGACUCUGAACAUGGACAUUUUCUACUCUGGCACAUUAAUUUCAGUUAGAUAUGGAUAUACACAUCUUUGUAUAACAAAUUAAGCAGGUCUUUUGUUUUAACUGGUAAGUAUAAAACAAAUAAGCAAGAAGAAAGAAACCAACAAUGCUUGAUUUCCGGUGGCAAUAAAUUUUCCCCAUGUUAUCAUCACUUGUUGCUAUUUUGUCAGCUUUUCAAGAUGUACACACAUGGAGCAAGUUAAGCUGGAAAACUUGUAAAUUGACGUCCAUAGAAUCAUUUUAAAAGCAGAUUUUGUCUUUGAGAGCAGUAAUAUAAGGUAGUUGGUGCAGAGUAUAACUUAGAGGAGGUGUAAGGUGAAUCACUUGAAUCCUAGUUUUAAAGGGUAAGAAAUGUAGGAGUGGCAAGUAAAGCAAAUAAAAGAACUAGUAACAAACA